Trifolium pratense (red clover) is the source of this 1993-nucleotide messenger RNA. RefSeq lists its product as uncharacterized. The transcript has a single exon. The record is from RefSeq and is a predicted model, not a curated record. Bases 209 to 1810 code for a protein of 533 amino acids. Lineage: Eukaryota; Viridiplantae; Streptophyta; Magnoliopsida; Fabales; Fabaceae.
ACCCCAUGUGAUACUCGUUUGUAUACUAGCAUCUAAAUGACCAAACUACCCUCACCUACACACCUUGCAUGUAGUCAAUCCAUGUCCAUUAUUGUCCUUCCAAGUCUCAUAUAAUCUCUCUGUCUUCCAUUUCAAUGCAUGUAGUGAAGUACCAAUUCAGAUUUAGCAAUAUCAAACCACAAGCGUUUUCUCUGUAAAAAAAAUAAAAAUGGAUGGAACAAACAGAGGAGAAGCUGAACGAUGGUUAUACACAGCAAACAAACUUCUCAGCGCGCGUGAUCUACACGGUGCCCGUUCAUUCGCUAUUCGGGCAAGAGAAUCCGACCCGAGAUUCGAAGCAACGGAGCUUCUUAUCGCCGUUAUCGAUACUCUGUUAGCCGGUGAAGCGAGGAUCAAAGAACAUCUUGAUUAUUACGCCGUUCUUCAAAUCAUUCGUUAUACUCAGAACAUUGAGUAUAUCGCUGAUCAAUAUCGCCGCCUUGCUAUCCUCCUUGACCCUAAUCGGAACCCUUUCGCUUAUGCUGCUCACGCUUUUUCACUUGUUCAUGAUGCUUGGUCGAUUUUCUCAAAUCCGCAUAAGAAAGCUAUUUAUGAUGAACAGCUUCAUUUUCUUACUCAACCGCCACCACCACAGCAGCAACAACAACAACAACAACCGAUUCAACCACCGCCGCAACAGCAACAGCAGUUUUUUCAACCUCCUUCACCACCGCCGCCGCAACAGCCGCAACAGCCGCAACAGAUUCAACCUCCUCAUCCUCAGGUUCAAGUGAAUCACAAUCAAAGUCACAAUCAGAGGAAAAACCCUAGGUCAACUAAUGAAGACAGGGUAAUUUAUGAGGAGCAGAACAAUGGGCCGAGUUAUGACAAUGCUGAUGAGCCUACUGGGCCUAGGCCCAGGCCUGAGCCUGCUGUGGAUAGGCAGGGUGGAACUGACGGUGGAAGUUUCUGGACAGCGUGUCCUUACUGUUUUGGCAUGUUUGAGUAUCCUAAGGUUUAUGAGGAUUGUACUCUCCGGUGUCAGAAUUGUAGGAGGGGGUUUCAUGGGUUGGCCGUGCGGGCACCGCCAGAGCUUAGUGAAGAUGAUGGGGGGAAAGACGGCGGUUCGUUUUGCAGCUUUGGGUAUUUUCCUUUAGGAUUUACUGGAAAUUUUAAGGAUAUCAGUGGGUCGACUUCGGAAUGGAACCCUAUUUCUCCUUUGUUUCCUUGCCCUGGUAAUUCCAAGAAGAAUGCUAGGAAGGGGCCUGUUAGCUAUUAUGAUCAUGAUACAUGUGCGGCGUUUGCGGAGCUUUCGGAUGAAACUGAGGAUGAUACUGAUGAUGAUGAUUGGAGGAAUGGGAAUGGUACCUCAGGGAAGAAGACGAGUAGGAGGAGGAGGAGGAGAAGAAGGACUUUUGGUGGCGGUGCUGGUGAUGAAAGGAGACCGGUUGAUAGGCCAAGGAGGGUGGUUCAGAAUGGUAAUGCUGGAAAUGAUAAUGGUGGUGAUAGUGAUAAUGUGGUUGAUGGUGAGGCUGUUGAUGCUGCUUCUGCGCCUAGAAUGCUGUCGAAUGUUGAAGCUAGUAAGAGAGCUGUGUUGAGUGGUUCUAGGAGGAGGGGUGCUGGAAAUUUGGGUAAGUUGGAUUUGAAUGUGGAGUUUAGCAAUGAGGUGGAAGAAGCUGCUGCUGCUGGAAUGAAAGAAGGGCAUGUGAAUGGGACUGGAAAUGCUGAGGAUAAUAUUGAAGGAAUUGGGUUUUUUGAAGGGCUUGAUGAGUUCCUUAAUAGCUUACCAAUUCUUAAUGUUGUUGCAGAUGAUAAGGUUAAGUGUCAUUAGUCUUUUAGGUGUCUGAUUUCUUUUUGUUGUUGUACAAUGUAGGUGCUACUUGUAUUUUAUUACUUGUUGCACAAAUUCCUGGUGAACUGACCUGAUCUUUUGUGAAUUGUUAUCUUUGUUAGUCUUAUAACAACCUUGUUACUUUGCUUUUUGAAAAAAUGCGAGGGCGGUUAAUUUAUCUCA